Molecule: messenger RNA, 1242 nt
Organism: Salvia hispanica
Lineage: Eukaryota; Viridiplantae; Streptophyta; Magnoliopsida; Lamiales; Lamiaceae
Product: syntaxin-132-like
Biological process (GO): intracellular protein transport; exocytosis; vesicle fusion
Cellular component (GO): endomembrane system; SNARE complex; plasma membrane
Molecular function (GO): SNARE binding; SNAP receptor activity
Source: RefSeq, a predicted model, not a curated record
UGUUGAUUCUAACGCUCCUUAAUUUCAUCAUCGAAAAAAACUGCGAAAACUCCCAUAUUUAUUCUCUUUUUCUCGUCUUUCCCGUCGCCGGCCGAAUGCUCCCCACAAUAAAUUCCAACAAACAGUUUUAUUUCUUCUACACUUUUCAAAAAAUCAUUUUCUAGCCUUUUUUGAAGAUGAACGAUCUUCUCACGGACUCGUUCGUUGGAGAUGCCAAAGGCAACACGUCCAGAGAAUCCGACAUAGAGAUGGGCCCUCGGCUUCCUAGGAGUAGCUCUGAUGUGGCUCUGGAAUCCUUCCAUAAGCAGAUACAAGAGGUCGAAAAGCAGGUGGACAAGCUCUCCGUUUUGCUACAGAACCUUAAGGAAGCGAACGAGGAGUCAAAAUCGGUUACAAAAGCUUCUUCGAUGAAAGCUAUCAGGAGACGGAUGGAGAAAGAUGUCGAUGAAGUAGGAAAGAUAGCACGCGGUAUAAAAGUGAAAAUCGAGACAAUGAACAAAGAUAACUUAGCUAACCGGCAGAAGCCUGGCUGCGGAAAGGGAACGGCCGUUGAUAGGUCAAGAACAAACAUGACAAACGCCUUGACGAAGAAAUUUAGAGACCUCAUGACCGAGUUUCAGACAUUGAGACAGAGGAUUGAAGAGGAGUAUCGCGAGGUUGUUGAGCGACGGGUAGUAACAGUUACUGGAAGUAGACCGGACGAAGAGACUAUCAAUACUCUCAUUGAAACCGGAAACAGUGAACAGAUAUUCCAGCAAGCGAUGCAACAAUCCGGGCGGGGCCAGGUAAUGAACACUUUGGAGGAGAUUCAAGAGAGGCACGAUGCUGUAAAGGAGAUCGAGAAGAAGCUUCUCGACCUUCAUCAGAUUUACCUAGAUAUGGCCGUGCUAGUCGAAGCUCAAGGAGACAUUUUGGACAACAUUGAGAGCCAGGUAACGAACGCAGUCGACCACGUUCAGUCGGGAACGACUGCGCUUCAGAACGCGAGAAAACUGCAGAAGGGCUCGAGAAAAUGCAUGUGCAUUGCCAUUAUAAUUCUCUUAGCAAUUGGAAUUAUUAUAGUUAUUAGUUUGGUCCAACCAUGGAAAAACUAAGGGAAAAUGGUGCUUCGUUUUUCGCGCACAGCGCGUAAAACGUCGCUCCCAGUUAACCUUAGUUAGCGAUGUGUUGUUUGCAUGUUCGUGAGCCUUGAAUGGCUUUGAGAAAUUUUAUAGUUUGAUAGAUUAAAUAUAUUGAUACUAA